Messenger RNA from Hemibagrus wyckioides, 4774 nucleotides. RefSeq names its product phosphoinositide-3-kinase, regulatory subunit 4 (gene pik3r4). Gene Ontology annotation, cellular component: phosphatidylinositol 3-kinase complex, class III, type II; nucleus-vacuole junction; late endosome. Bases 256 to 4422 code for a protein of 1388 amino acids. Lineage: Eukaryota; Metazoa; Chordata; Actinopteri; Siluriformes; Bagridae. Gene Ontology annotation, biological process: protein targeting to vacuole; protein phosphorylation; macroautophagy. The record is from RefSeq and is a predicted model, not a curated record. Gene Ontology annotation, molecular function: protein binding; protein serine/threonine kinase activity; ATP binding. The transcript has 22 exons.
UGUUUGACAAACGUUAUGUCUGGUCAAAAACAAGCAUCGAUUCCAUGUUAGCGAUGGUCCUAAUGGCAGUUUUUGCGCUCAAAUGCAUUUGUAUUUCCAGUUAUUAGAUGUCAAUGGAGCCGUCUAACUAGCUGUUAGAGCAUCGCUUACUGUUGACAGUCAGAAGAGCUCCGUCAUCACGGAUAUUUAUUCGCGUACUGGGAAUUAAAAGCAGAUUUGGAUUCAUUGUGACUGAAAUCUUGAAAAAAGAAAACUAUGGGGAAUCAGCUGGCAGGAAUUGCUCCUUCACAGAUAUUGUCGGUCGACAGCUAUUUCUCAGACAUUCAUGAAUAUGAGUAUGACAAAAGUCUGGGCAGCACCAGAUUUUUCAAGGUGGCCAGGGCAAAACACAGAGAGGGUCUAGUAGUGGUAAAAGUAUUUGCCAUUCAGGACCCCUCACUGCCGUUAACCAGCUACAAACAGGAGCUGGAAGAAUUGAAGAUCCGACUGCAUUCCUGCCAGAACUGUUUACCCUUUCAGAAGGCCACACUUUCAGAGAAAGCCGCCAUUCUUUUCCGGCAGUAUGUUCGCGACAACCUAUACGAUCGUAUCAGCACACGACCUUUCCUCAACAAUGUGGAGAAGAAAUGGAUUGCAUUCCAGAUCCUUAAUGCUCUGGACCAGGCUCAUAAAUCUGGGGUGCGUCAUGGGGACAUUAAAACUGAAAAUAUUAUGGUGACUAGCUGGAACUGGGUGUUGCUUACAGACUUUGCUAGUUUUAAGCCCACGUAUCUGCCUGAGGACAACCCGGCAGAUUUCAACUAUUUCUUUGAUACAUCUCGAAGGAGAACCUGCUACAUAGCUCCAGAGCGGUUUGUGGAUGGCAGUAUGUUUGCUACAGAGAGUGACCAGACUACACCACUGGUGGAUCUCAGCAACAACAGCCAGAGGACCAGAGGAGAGCUCAAACAACCAAUGGACAUUUUCUCAGCUGGGUGUGUAAUUGCAGAACUGUUCACGGAAGGGGUCCCACUCUUUGAUCUCUCACAGUUGCUGGCUUAUCGCAAAGGCCAGUUUCAAACCGAACAAGUUCUGAUGAAAAUUGAAGACAAGAGUAUCCGAGAGCUGGUGGCCCAGAUGAUUCAACGAGAACCUGAAAAACGCUUGACAGCAGAGGAAUACUUAAAACAACAACGAGGCAAAGCCUUUCCUGAUAUCUUUUACAACUUUCUUCAACCCUACAUGGCCCAGUUUGCUAAAGAGACCUUCCAGUCUGCAGAUGAGCGAGUGUUGGUGAUUCGAAAAGAUCUGGAGAACAUCCUCCAUAACCUGUGUGGAGGUGGGCAGGCAGGAAAGUCUGAGAUUCAAGAGAAGGCUUCUCAUGAGCUUGGAUCAAGCAAAGAACAUGGUUUAGUGAUUCUAGUGUCAGUAAUAACUUCCUGUCUGCAGACCCUGCGUUUUUGUGAUUCUAAGCUGGCGGCACUAGACUUGGUGCUUCAUCUGGCCAGCAGGUUAAGUGUGGAAAUCCUGCUAGAUCGAAUUACUCCUUACUUACUUCACUUUUGCAAUGACUCGGUGCCUCGGGUCAGGGCAGAAGCUGUGCGCACACUGGCUAAAGUGCUGGCUCUGGUUAAAGAGGUGCCCCGUAAUGAUGUCAACAUUUACCCAGAGUACAUUCUGCCCGGCAUUGCCCACUUGGCCCAAGACGAAGCCACAAUUGUCAGACUUGCUUAUGCAGAGAACAUUGCUCACCUAGCAGAAACGGCACUACGCUUUUUAGAGUUGGUGCAGGAGAACAAUCUCAAUUGUGAACAGGAUGUAAAUGGAGAUGAUGCAGAGGAAUCUCUUCAUCCCAAUGAAAACUAUGAUUCAGAGCUGCAGGCAUUACAUGAGAUGGUUCAGCAGAAAGUGGUGACACUCCUUAGUGAUCCGGAGAACAUUGUGAAGCAGACACUGAUGGAAAAUGGCAUCACACGACUCUGUGUGUUUUUUGGUAGACAGAAGGCCAAUGAUGUACUUCUUUCCCACAUGAUCACCUUUCUCAAUGACAAGAAUGACUGGCACCUCCGUGGAGCUUUUUUUGACAGUAUUGUGGGUGUAGCAGCUUAUGUGGGAUGGCAGAGCUCAUCCAUCCUAAAGCCGCUGCUACAGCAAGGCCUGAGUGAUGUGGAGGAGUUUGUCAUCUAUAAAGCUCUUAAUGCUUUGACUUGCAUGUGCCAGCUGGGACUCCUACAGAAAACACACAUCUAUGAGUUUGUCAGUGACAUUGCACCUUUCUUGUGCCAUCCCAAUUUAUGGAUCCGUUAUGGAGCUGUGGGAUUCAUUACUGUGGUUGCCCAACAUCUAAACAUCGCUGAUGUGUACUGCAAGCUAAUGCCACACCUUAAUCCAUUUAUUACCCAGCCUAUUAUUCAGAUUGAUAAGGAGAUAGUGCUUCUAAGUGUACUCAAAGAACCUGUAAGCCGCUCCAUAUUUGACUACGCACUCCGUUCCAAAGACAUAAGCAGCCUCUUCAGACACCUGCUGCUUCGGCAGAAGAAACGCGCUGGCUCCAUCCCCGAGUGCCCCAUUCCUGAAGAUCCUGCUAUUGCACAGCUCCUAAAGAAGCUUCUUUCACAGGGGAUGACUGAGGCUGAGGAGGACAAACUCUUGGCUCUAAAAGACUUCAUGCUGAAGUCUAGCAAGGCCAAAGCCAACAUUGUGGACCAGACUCACAUGAGUGAUGGGGCACAGAGUGGAGUUAUUGACCUGGGCUUGCUAGGUAUCACUGGGCGCCAGGUGGACCUGAUCAGACCAAAGCAGGAGUCUGAGGACAAGAGAGACUUCAUCUCUACUGUGUCGGCUCGUAAGCACACAAAGCAAGACUUGAAUCUAAAUGAAGAGUGGAAGAGCAUGUUCGGUUCUCUGGAUCCUCCCAGCUCUGCACCUGCUCUGUCGACGGUACCUACUGUUCUACUUGCAAGCGGUGGUGGGGAACCCAACGGGACUCUGGCGGGAGGGCGUCUGCGAUCAGAGAGUUCCUCCCAGACUCUUAACCUCCCUCAUGUUCCAUCCUCAGCUCAGAUGCCUGAAGGCGGAGGAACUCAGUCCAGGAAAGCCACAGCGACCCCUGCAGUUCAGGUCGUGCAGUCCAUGAGUGGAGCAUCUACCUAUCAACGGCGCGUGACUACAUGCAAAGCCGAGCUUCAGCAGCUAGUGCAGCAGAAGAGGGAGCAAUGCAAUGCAGAGCGCAUGGCCAAACAAAUGAUGGAGAGUGCGGAAUGGGAGAGCAGACCUCCAUUGCCAGGUUGGCAUCCUAAAGGCCUGUUAGUAGCUCAUCUCCAUGAACAUAAGUCAGCUGUGAACCGUAUUCGAGUGUCUGAUGAGCACUCUAUCUUUGCCACAUGCUCCAAUGAUGGAACUGUGAAGAUUUGGGACAGUCAGAAAAUGGAGGGCAAGACAACAACCACACGGUCAGUGCUCACGUAUUCCCGUAUUGGUGGUCAUGUGAAAACCUUGACCUUUUGUCAAGGGUCACAUUACCUUGCUGUUGCUUCAGAUAAUGGCUCCAUUCAGCUCCUUGCAGUUGAGGCCAACAAGCCACCCAAAUCCCCCAAGGUGCAGCCAUGUCAGACCAGGUUCCUGGACUUGAAGGAAGAUGGCUGUGUAGUAGAUAUGCAUCAUUUUAAUUCUGGGGCUCAGUCCGUGCUAGCCUACGCUACAGUGAAUGGCUCUCUAGUGGGCUGGGACCUGCGCAGCAAUACCAAUGCUUGGACCCUCCGCCAUGAUCUGCGCCUUGGCCUCAUCACCUCCUUCGCUGUGGAUAUGCACCAGUGCUGGCUGUGUGUGGGUACAAGCAAUGGAACAAUGGCAUGUUGGGAUAUGCGAUUUCAGCUGCCAAUCUCCAACCACUCUCAUCCAGCCCGAGCUCGAAUCAGACGUCUGCUCAUGCAUCCCCUUUAUCAAUCCUCAGUAAUAACAGCUGUCCAAGGAAACAAUGAGGUAUCAAUGUGGGACAUGGAGACAGGAGACAGGAAGUUCACUCUGUGGGCUAGCUCUGCUCCACCUCUCUCAGAGAUGCAGCCAUCCCCUCAUAGUGUACAUGGAAUAUACUGCAGCCCUGCUGAUGGCAAUCCUCUCUUACUCACUGCUGGAUCAGACAUGAGAAUAAGAUUUUGGGACCUUGCAUACCCAGAAAGGUCAUAUAUUGUUGCUGGUGGUGCCAAUGACUCCUUACACUGUCCUUCUGUAUUCUACAACCGGAAGAUUAUUGAGGGGACUGAAGUAGUACAGGAGAUUCACAGUAAGCAAAAGGCUGGUGCCACAGAGGAUGCCCCUCGCCGAGGUCCAGAGUCCUUGCCUGUGGGCCACCAUGACAUUAUUACUGACAUUGCCACCUUCCAGACAACCCAAGGCUUCAUUGUAACCUCCUCUAGAGAUGGCAUUGUAAAAGUCUGGAAGUGAGAACACUCAUUAAUGCCACCUAUGUGGAAGUCUACACAAAAUGGAUAAGUGGACGUAGUUUGAGGAAUCCUGAAGCAGAAAUACUUCCAUUAAGCAAGCUGUUUUUUUUCUCUUUCAGUACACAUGCUUCUGAUUUAAAAAGUGCAUCCACAAAAUGAAAAGGUGAAUUAUUAAAGUGAAUAUUAGUUUAGAAGUCAUAUCUACCUACAUUUCAGUCCUGUCAAAUAUUUGUCAAACAUAUAAAGAUAUUUAUUUUGAGUGAGGAAUGAGGAGCAGAAUAUGAACAUUUCAUGUACAAUGUAUAACACAGCUUAUGACAAUGCAGUGGAUGUUUUCAUCAUAAAAUAUUCAU